UCUUAGACGCUCAUCUGGGAAAAUACAGUGGGGCUAUGGGUUUCCAUUCGACGCUUGUGCAAGUCACCUGGGUUGGUGUGAUGUUAACAACAAUAAUGGCCGCAGCCGCAGCAAUGGCAUAUCCAUUAGCCUUGCCUAACUGCUCCGAUAGCUGUGGGGAUGUAAAAAUUCCAUAUCCCUUUGGCACAACUGAAGGUUGUUACCGGAAUGAAAGUAGAGACUACUUUUUUAUCAACUGUAGCAACUCGUACGGCCAACCUCAACCAAUGAUCGGAAGCCUCAACGUUAGAAACAUUUCCAUCGAAGGAGAGAUUGACAUCAUGAUGUAUAGCUCCAUUAACUGUUACAACCAGUCAGGUACGCCUCUGCCAAAUAACACGAAACCGUGGCUCCGGGUCCCUAGUACUUUCACAGUUUCUGUCACCAAAAACAAGUUCGUGGCAGUUGGCUGUGACACUUACGCAUACCUCAAUGGUGUUCUCAACGGUGAACAGUUUUCCAUCGGCUGCCUGUCCAAAUGUACUAACAACACACACAAUAUAGUAGAUGGAACUUGCUCUGGGAUUGGGUGUUGCCAGAUAGAUAUUCCUACAGGUUUGAGAAAUAUUAAUUUUGCAGCAUAUAGCUUUAAUGGCCACAAAGAGGUCUGGUCUGUCAAUCCAUGCAGCUUUGCCUUUAUUAUCCAAAGAGACGAGUUCAGUUUCUCCUCAGCUUAUCUAACCAGUCUACAAAACAAUAGAACCCUUCCAAUGGUUCUUGAUUGGGCAAUCGGUAAUGACACAUGUGAAGUUGCUCUGAACAAAGGGAAUUACAUAUGUGGAGCAAAUAGCAAUUGUUCUAAUCGCACCAACGGUUCUGGGUACCGUUGCAAUUGCAAGGAAGGUUACGAGGGGAACCCAUACCUCAAAGAGGGUUGCCAAGACAUUAACGAAUGUGUUUUUAAAGACCUCAAUGACUGCAAAAGCAAUCAAGAUUGUUUUAAUGAACCCGGAAGUUAUCAUUGCUCGUGCAUCGGAGGAUACCAUGCGGACGGUGAGGCAUGUGUAGCUGAUCAACCUGCUCCUAAAUCAUCACUUGCAAUUAACCUCUCAAUUGGUGUUGGCAUAGGCUUGAUAGUCAUGUUUAUCUGCUGCUCUUGGCUGUACUUGAUAAUUAAGAAAAGAAAUCUUAUCAAACUUAAAGAAAAGUUCUUCAAGCAAAAUGGUGGGAUAGUGUUACAACACCAACUUUCUAGACAAGAAAAUUCAACUGAAACUGCCAAAAUCUUUACCAUAGAAGAGCUUAAGAAGGCAACCAAUAAUUAUGACGAAACUCUAAUCAUUGGUCAGGGAGGGUUUGGUACUGUUUAUAAAGGGCUUUUAUCAGAUGAUCGUAUUGUGGCCAUCAAGAAAUCCAAAAUGGUAGAUCAAAGCCAAAUUGAGCAAUUCAUCAACGAGGUAGUUGUACUUUCCCAAAUUAAUCAUAGGAAUGUGGUUAAACUAUUGGGUUGUUGUUUGGAGACAUCAGUUCCUUUAUUGGUCUACGAAUUCGUAGCUAAUGGCACCCUUUUUGAGUACAUACAUAAUGAAAGCAAGGUGUCCACUUUAUCAUGGGAAGUUUGUCUUAGGAUAGCUACAGAAACAGCGGAAGCACUAUCAUAUUUGCACUCUGCAGCUUCUACACCUAUAAUCCAUAGAGAUGUCAAGUCUUCAAACAUUUUGCUUGAUAGUAAUUACACAGCAAAGGUAUCAGAUUUUGGAGCUUCGAGAUUGAUCCCACUAGACCAAACAGAAGUAGCAACAAUGGUGCAAGGAACUAUUGGAUACCUAGACCCAGAAUACUUGCACACAAGUCAACUGACUGAGAAAAGUGAUGUUUAUAGCUUUGGAGUGGUCCUUGUAGAGCUAUUGACAGGGAGAAAGGCACUUUCAUUUGAUAAGCCCGAGAUGGAGAGAAGUCUAGUUACAUAUUUUCUCCUUUCUUUGAAAGAGAAUAGAUUGUUUGAAGUUCUUGGGAAACAUAUAGCAAAAGAAGGCAAUGCCGAGCAAUUGAAGGAAGUGGCAAUUCUUGCAAAGAAGUGCCUAAAAUUGAAAGGGGAGGAUAGACCUACUAUGAAGGAAGUAGCAACAGAAUUGGAGGGUUUGCGAAAGAUGGAAAAGCAUUCAUGGGUCAAUUUUGAUUCGAACUCUGAUGAGAUUGAGCACUUGCUUGCUGAGACAUCAAAUUCUAGCAAUUAUGAUGUUAGGAAUAAAAGUAUUGGUGUAUAUGAUAGUGUUAAAGACCAUGUAAUAUUGGACUUUGAUAAUGGAAGAUAAUCUUAGAGGAUGAUAGCUUAUAUUUAGUAGUGGUAAUUUUGUAGUUUCUUGUAUUUACACUCAUCGAUGAUGUCCCUUUUGCUUUUUUCUUUUUUCAGAACUUUAUCCUAAACUAA
Molecule: messenger RNA, 2410 nt
Organism: Quercus lobata
Lineage: Eukaryota; Viridiplantae; Streptophyta; Magnoliopsida; Fagales; Fagaceae
Product: wall-associated receptor kinase 2-like
Exons: 3
Coding region: 36-2294 (752 amino acids)
Biological process (GO): cell surface receptor signaling pathway; protein phosphorylation
Cellular component (GO): plasma membrane
Molecular function (GO): protein serine/threonine kinase activity; polysaccharide binding; calcium ion binding
Source: RefSeq, a predicted model, not a curated record